Messenger RNA from Arabidopsis lyrata subsp. lyrata, 736 nucleotides. RefSeq lists its product as uncharacterized. The transcript is spliced from 4 exons. NCBI's taxonomy places the organism in Eukaryota, Viridiplantae, Streptophyta, Magnoliopsida, Brassicales, Brassicaceae. The coding region runs from base 88 to 465 and encodes 125 amino acids. The record is from RefSeq and is a predicted model, not a curated record.
AUCAUGUGCUGAAUAAUUAAAGGCCCAAAACGUCUAUUAAGAAUAUCAAGAAAAUUGGAAAAUCGAGAAUAAUGGUGAAAAACGCAAAUGGCGGCAGCGAUAUCAGCGACUUUGGUGUUCGCUGCAAGACGACGUCCUUUGGUCUGUAGUUUAUCAUCGUCUUCUUCGAAACCAAACACGAGGAAGCUUGUUCUUUACUCCAAACCUGGUUGUUGUCUCUGCGAUGGUCUUAAAGAGAAGCUUAACGCUGCUUUCUCUCUCUCCUCUGGUUCUGAUUCACUCAACGACGUUACUCUUCAGGUGAGGGAUAUCACUACGAAUCCCAAGUGGGAAAGAGCGUAUCAGUAUGAGAUACCGGUCUUGGCUAAAGAAAAUUCUGAUGGCAAAGAGGAAGUUUUGCCGAGGUUAUCUCCACGUUUAAGUGCGGAAAUCAUACAGAAGAAGCUACUUGCUGCCUUUAGAUGAUCAAUUACGUGCACGACAACGAAAAAAGGAGAGAAGAAAACGUAUGUGCUGCUAUGCAACUUGUCGGCGACAUCUUGCAUCUCAGAAUUCUAUUUCUCUAAGUCAAACUGAAAGCAAGUUUGCUCAUGUAAACAUUCAUUAUCUAGGAUCAAAAUAUUUGCUACUUGCGCAAUCAUUUUUCGUCGAUCACUCGGAUUUUAUGAUCAAAUCCUUUAUCGCUCUUCUCGACAAAUACAUUACUACAUUCAUACUAUGAUAACAUAUUACUAUA